UCUUGGGUAGCGCAGCAUAAUGUGGGGUGGGAAGCAAGGCUAUGACUACGACAUCGAGAGCGGCGGUUUGUAUCCGGGGCUCUCCGCCGACGACAGCACGCUGCGCUGGGGCUUCAUCCGCAAGGUCUAUGGAAUUCUCACCACGCAGAUCGUGCUCACCGCCAUCGUCGCCAGCGUCGUCGUCUUCUCGCGCCCGGUGGCGAUGUUCUUCGUCACCACGCCCGGAUUGCCGAUCUUCCUGGCCUUCCUGCCUCUGAUCCUUUUGUGCGUGAUUCAUCCCUAUCGCCAGAGCCAUCCCAUCAAUCUCAUCUUGCUGGGGAUCUUCACGGUGUGCCUGAGCUUGCCGGUUGGAAUUUCGUGCGCGUUCACGCGAGGGGACAUCGUGUUGGAAGCUUUGAUCCUCACGGCCGCCAUUGGAUUUGGGCUCACUGCCUACACAUACUGGGCUGCAAAGCGGGGCCAGGACUUUAGCUUCUUGGGGCCAUUUCUCUUCGUGGCUGUGAUCAUCCUCAUCUUGUGGGGACUCAUUCAGUCGUUCUUCCCGAUUACCAGUCUCGGCACGAGCAUCUACGCCGGGAUUGGAGCGCUGAUUUUCAGCGCCUAUAUCGUCUACGACACGGACAAUCUCAUCAAGCGCUUCGACUACGACGACUACGUCUGGGCUUCCAUCGCACUCUACCUCGACAUCCUCAAUCUCUUCCUCGCAUUGCUCCAGCUUCUCCGGCAAAGCGAUUGAAAGCGUGUAGUGUAAAUAAUACUGUCUUUGAGAAAAUGAAACUCUUUUAGUGAGCAUAUGCAAA
Molecule: messenger RNA, 800 nt
Organism: Selaginella moellendorffii
Lineage: Eukaryota; Viridiplantae; Streptophyta; Lycopodiopsida; Selaginellales; Selaginellaceae
Product: BI1-like protein
Exons: 4
Coding region: 20-736 (238 amino acids)
Cellular component (GO): membrane
Source: RefSeq, a predicted model, not a curated record